Messenger RNA from Rhincodon typus (whale shark), 2476 nucleotides. Its product is annotated as cyclin-dependent kinase 5 activator 1. Gene Ontology annotation, cellular component: cytoplasm; protein kinase 5 complex. The record is from RefSeq and is a predicted model, not a curated record. The coding region runs from base 759 to 1649 and encodes 296 amino acids. NCBI's taxonomy places the organism in Eukaryota, Metazoa, Chordata, Chondrichthyes, Orectolobiformes, Rhincodontidae. The transcript has a single exon. Gene Ontology annotation, molecular function: cyclin-dependent protein serine/threonine kinase activator activity; protein kinase binding. Gene Ontology annotation, biological process: activation of protein kinase activity; positive regulation of cyclin-dependent protein serine/threonine kinase activity; brain development.
AAGGCGUAGAUGCAGCAAGAGAGACACAAGAGAAAGACGCCGGUAUCUGUGGGAACCGAGAGGCGGUGAGAGCCCUGAAGCCCCCUGUCUUUGUGCUCUGACCCUGACUGGGAGCGAGAGGCUGGCUCCAUCUCCCGCAAUAUGCAGCCCGGAAAACAGCCACCCGUUUAGAGGGACAGCGACCGGGGAAACGCUUCCCCAAGUCCGGGGCAUCCUGACCCUCCCUGGACCAACAGGAGGACGAGGUCUGGUUCCUGUAAACCCGGGGCAAGGGAGAGAGGAGAGACGGGGCCGGGGGCUUGUUACUGAGUCCGGACAGUCCUGCCACCCUCACAGAAAGUGGAGAAAGCUUCAACGUCGUUGCCUUUAGACAAACCGGUGAAUCUGCCAUUUUACUGCAGUGUGUGUGUGUGUGUGUAUGUGUGUGUAUGUGACACAUCGCCAUUAAUAUCAGCGCUGCAGAUUUCCAAACGAAAAACAGUGGGAGUGGACACAAUUUAAAACAAAAACUGGACUUUUCAGACGCUGCAGAUGAUUUGGAUUAAUCCCUGAUUAUUUUGUUUUAAAGAAAAAGUGGUUGCAUUGGGAAAAUAACCAGUACGCUGCAACAUCUGCAAGGAUCGGGGGGAGGCGGCUCCCAGACGCAGUGAGACCUCGGCAGCAUCUGCAGUGCCCCCCCACCCCCAGCCCCAGAGGCUGAGCCGUGAAAGCCCCCCUGCCCGAGCCCACCCCCAAGGACAGCUGUGAGUGCCUCCACCAUGGGUACGGUGUUGUCUUUGUCCCCCAGCUACAGGAAGGCGGCUCUGUUUGAGGAUGGCUCGGCCACGGUGGGCCAGUACACGGCCGUGCAGAACAGCAAGAACUGCAAGGAGAAGAACCUCAAGCGGCAGUCCCUUAUCUCGGUGCUGCCCUGGAAGCGCAUCGUGGCCGCCUCGGCCAAGAAGAAGAGCUCGAAGAAGGUCAACCCCAACAGCUACCAGAGCAAUGUGACCCACCUCAACAACGAGAACCUGAAGAAGUCGCUGUCCUGCGCCAACCUGUCCACCUUCGCCCAGCCACCGCCGGCCCAGCGGCUCAACCCGGGCUCCAAGGCAGCCUCGACUCCCAAGAAGAGCCCGCGGCUGGGCUCCGCCUCGUCUCCCAAGAGGGUCAUCGUGCAGGCGUCCACCAGCGAGCUGCUCAAGUGUCUGGGCGAGUUCCUGUGCCGCCGGUGUUACCGCCUGAAGCACUUGUCCCCCAGCGAGCCGGUGCUGUGGUUGAGGAGUGUCGACCGCUCGCUGCUCCUCCAGGGUUGGCAGGACCAAGGGUUCGUGGCUCCGGCCAACGUGGUCUUUGUUUACAUGCUGUGCCGAGACGUGAUCUCCCCGGAGCUCGCCAGCGAGCACGAACUGCAGGCCAGCCUCCUGACCUGCCUCUACCUAUCCUACUCCUACAUGGGCAACGAGAUCUCCUACCCGCUCAAACCCUUCCUGGUGGAGAGCUGCAAGGAAGCUUUCUGGGACCGCUGCCUCAGCAUCAUCGACGCCAUGAGCGCCAAAAUGCUGCAAAUCAACGCCGAUCCCCACUUCUUCACCCAGGUCUUCGCUGACCUCAAAAACGAGUGCAACCAGGACGACAGUGGGCGAAUGCUCAUAGGCUUGGACCGGUGACUGAGGUCUGACUUCCCCAUCCCCACCCCACCUUGGCUGCAUCACUGUCCCAGAGACACAUAAAAUCUCGAGAAUCGAUUAGAACCUAACCGAUACCUCGACUGACUUGAGUGUGCAUCAUUUUCCUUUACUUUAUGUGUGUGUGCGUGUGUAUGUGUGUGUCAUGGGGGUUCUACUCUGAAAGGGAUUUAUUUCCAUGCUGCUACAAAAAAAAGUGUUUUAGAACAAAUUUAAAACCCGUCCUGGAAUAACGGCACGUUUUUUUUAAAUCUCUCUUUAAAUUGCUACAGUGGUAUUGUGCAUGCAAAGUAUCUGUGUCCCUGAAACCGAUAUUAGUACAACAACAAGAAAAAAACACCAAGGAAAACAUUGGAGUAUUGGAAUAGUUCUUUUUCCAUUAAAUGUUUUGAAGUAUUUAUCGAAAUGGAGAAGAAGGGAUAUAUAUACACACGUUUUUUAUGUCGUUUGGGGAUGCACGUGACUUCUGUUUCUCUGAUAUCAGAACCUACUAAGAAUGUGCCAUUUUCACACGGAAGUCUGCCUGAGAGACUUCAGUUUUACAUUUUGAAAGUGCUAAUAUUAUGAAAAUGUUUCCCAGUGCAAUUUGUUAUUUAAAAAAAGAAAAUCUUUGUUGACCAAACGGUGUUAUUUGUUGUAUGUGUGUAGGGUGUAUGUGUGUGUGUGUGUGUGUGUGUGUGUCUGGGUGAAAUUGAGAAUAUUAGUGUCACAAUGCUGUGAACAGCCGUGGCUGUAUUUUAUGUUAAUGUUUUUUUUUAUUUCUAUUUAUUUUUGUACUGUGAUGAAUAAAUGCACUGAUCAUUCAUGAC